Molecule: messenger RNA, 2376 nt
Organism: Belonocnema kinseyi
Lineage: Eukaryota; Metazoa; Arthropoda; Insecta; Hymenoptera; Cynipidae
Exons: 3
Coding region: 156-467 (103 amino acids)
Source: RefSeq, a predicted model, not a curated record
CGUAUUUAGGACCUAAUAUCUUUGAUCAUACUUACGUACUUACGUGGAAAGUCUACAAUUCGCCCUCAUUAAAAAAUGGUGCAACUUGGCAAGUGGUAUUGGCGCGGAAUGGUUAUUCAGCCUUAGAAGAGACUUUUAUUUCAGAUAUAACAUUAAUGAAGAAAGUCUACUACGAAUUCAAAAUGGAUUCUGCUACGGGGAGAAGAGAUUCUUCAGAAUUUAAUGAUGAAACACAUCAAGAUUCAAGCGACGACAAUAGAGAUCAGUCUAAAGAAAAGCAAGAGGUUAGAGAAGAAACGACCGACCAUGAUAAGAAGUAUGGAGAGAAAAAGAAAUCCAAGAAGAAGAAACACUACGAUCAAAAGUAUCAAGCCAUCUGGGAAAAAACGCCACAAUUUCGCAAUUGGAUCGGAAAAAGUACUCAAGGAGUCGCAUUCUUCUAUUGCAAUUAUUGCAAAAAAGAUUAAAAAUCAGGUAAAACAGAAGUAGAACGGCAUUUUAAGUCUAAAAAGCACUCUGAUAAUGCUGCGGAUUAUGGGCAGAAACAAAUGUCUUUAUCAGACUCCAGUUUUAAUCUCGAAGUUAAUAUUGACCAAAAGAAGAAAAUAAAUGCGAUAAAAAUAGCGACCUUUAUAGGCGAACACGAUUUGUCUUUUAAUAUCUUAGCUGAUUUGACUAAAAUGAUUCAAAAUUUGUGUUUAGAUUAGGAAGCCAUUAAAAAACGAGUUGCAGUAGAACAAAGUGCAGAUCGAUCAUUGUAAAUGUUUCUUGUCGAUUCUCUUUCGAAUGUUUAGUAGACAAAUUGAGAGAAAAUAAGUUUUCUAUUAUAAUUGACGAAUCAACGGAUAUCAGUUCCGUAAAAUGCUUAGCUAUUGUCAUUAGAAUAUUCGAUGAGAACAAAGUUCAGGACGAAUUCUUAUGUGCAAAAGAAAUCGCAAAAGCUGAUACAAAUCAUAUUUACGAAUUAUUAGUAAAUUACUUCAACGAGAAUAGCAUUCCAUAUAAAGAUAAUUGUAUAGGUUUUGCUGCGGACGGUGCUUUGGUUAUAAUGGGAAAAAACCACUCGGUAUCUGUUAAGUUGAAAGCUGAUAUUCCUUUGCUAUUCAUUUUGAAGUGUAUUUACCAUUCCUUCGCUUUGGUUGCAUCGAACGCUUGUAAAAAAAUACCAUCCAACGUCGAAUUACUUGUUAGACUAAUUUAUAACUACCUACACCGUAGUUUCAAAAGACUCACUGAAUUUGCGGAAUUUCAAGUCUUUUUCGAACUCAAGCCACAUAAGAUGCUACGACCGUGCCAAACUUGAUGGCUGUCUCUUCUUCCAGCUGUUAUGGGCGUAAGAGAGCAGUAUCCAGCCCUAAAACUAUAUUUUGAUGGAGAAAACCUAAAUCCAAAGAACGACGAGAAAAUGAAUGUUGCGACGAUUCAUAAAUUGCUUUCUGAUCCUCUAAAUAAACUUUAUCUUGAUUUUCUGAAUAACGUGCUUCUACACUUCACUUAUUUGAACAAGGAAUUCCAAUCAGAAACUACAAAAAUUCAUGUAUUAUACUGGAAGAUUGCUCAGGUGUACAAAACUAUUCUCGAUUGUUACAUAAAGAGAGAUAUUUUGAAUUCACAAGGUUUAGAUCAAAUCCAAUAUAGAUAUCUGUGUAAUUUUGUUAAAGUUGAAGACGUGUACUUGGGACCAGCGGUAGCGAUAUCCCUUGGAAAAAUUAAAAAUCUAGACGAAGAUCGCUUACACCAGUUUCGAUUGAAGUGUCUUGAUUUCUAUGUAAAAGCAGCGCACGAAAUAUAUCUGAGAUUUCAUUUUAAUUUUGAAUAUCAGAAAUUACUAGCACGAAUGAAUAUCGUGGAUCCAGCGUAUUUCAAAGCGAACCGUCCACCAUCAGUUGCCCCACUUGCUGCAUUGUUUGAUCCAACUCUUAUAGAUAUCGAGGUUUUGGAUAGAGAAAGGCGUUUGUUGAGAAAUGACUUACGUAGAAAGGCAACUUUCUGAAGACUAUUUUACUUUCUGGAACGGCGCUUCUAAAAUUUUGAACGGUGACGGUUGCAUACAAAAAGACUUUUUAAAGACACGCCUGGCUACGAGUAUAGUAUUCCCAAAGAAAUGGUUAAACAAUUUAACAGCAGCAUGUACGAAGCAAAAUAAGAUGCUUUUUAAUAUUCAAAACAUUAGCUCUUAAGGUGGAGCAUGACGUACCUUCAGGAUUCAGUAUUAAAAAAAUAAAUAUCAGAACCAAAGAAUGUUUUUAAGACUCAAUAAAAUAAGAUUCUACGUAGGUGUAACAAUUUUGUGAUAUUUCAAGGUACUUGAAUCUUAUAAUAAGUUUAAAAAAUAUAUAAAUCAUCGUUAAAAUAUACUUUUAUUUUACAAGCUAU